AUGGUCUUCGAGGUUCCUACAAGGGGAUGGGAUAACAUGAUGAGCCAUACGAUUUGGAAAGAUAUUACUCUACCAGCCCAUAUUACAACAUUAAAAAGUUUACUGGAUCCAACUCUUUCAGGAGCAUCAUGUCAUCAUUUCGAUAAUGCAAUAUUGUCGAUCUGCCCGGUAGAUAGGAACAUUCUAAGACUUACUGCACAUGUCAAGGAAUUUCUACUACCGAAAUCGACGAAAGCUAUGGCUUGCAUUAAGCUCGAUGGGCACCCUACUCAGUACACUAUGAGCGGAACUUCACACUCGACUUUGGGGGCCGGAGUUAUCACUAAUAAAAAUUGGACUAUAGAAGUUAUGCGUAUCGCGAGUCACAUAGGACACGAUUUUGGAUCUAAUCCCCGAGGUUGGGCGUGUCACGCGGAACUACAAGCCAUAGCGGGGUAUAUCCAUUGGUAUCUGCCUCAGCUUGGAAUUCCGUGGGACAGAAUAACAGAGCAUUGUUUUUUUCCCUACCCGUAUCAAACCAGCAUCCGCAUGGUGUUGAUCCUCGUUAGUCAGGAGAUGUGUAGCGUGUGUCAGCCUUUUGUAAAGGCUAUCAACGAUAUCACCUCGCAAAGAUUUGGAUUUGCUUUUGAUGUUAGAGACGGGUCUCCCAAUGGACGAUAUAGUAGAAUUGUAAGAAACCACGCGCUAUCUAAUAUCAUAGGGACGUCUUCUAGCUUUGUCUGA
Molecule: messenger RNA, 723 nt
Organism: Bipolaris oryzae ATCC 44560
Lineage: Eukaryota; Fungi; Ascomycota; Dothideomycetes; Pleosporales; Pleosporaceae
Exons: 1
Coding region: 1-723 (240 amino acids)
Source: RefSeq, a predicted model, not a curated record